AUGACAUCCACCAACACUGCACCUACACCACCACCGUCAACAUCAGGGUCCUCCAUCUCCGCCGGUGAUGGCUUAAUCCACGUGCGAGUCCUCCCACCGUCAAAGCUUACACUACACCAAUUAAACUACAAAUAUCCACUGAAACUAAUCUCGCCUGCGCCGUCGCAAUGGGCAAAAUCGUUAACGGUGUUUGUGCUGAGUUAUGGUGGGGGACUUGUUUCUGGAGAUGAGGUGAAUUUGAGGGUUAUGGUUGAGAGUAAAGGACGGCUGUGUUUACAGACGCAGGGUAGCACCAAAAUCUUCAAACAAAAAGAUCCUUCAUCACCCCCCACAAUCCAGCGCAUGACGGUCCGCAUCCACCCUGGCGCUUCAUUCCUCCUUCUCCCAGACCCAGUCCAACCUUUCGCCGAAAGCAACUACGUCCAACAUCAAAUAUUCGAACUCGAAGAUACAACAAACGAUACUUCAUCCCUUGUCGUCCUAGAUUGGGUCACGGAAGGACGAACAGCUAGAGAUGAACACUGGAGUCUUAAAAGAUUUGAGAGUAGGAAUGAGUUUUUUGGGGUUAAGAAUAGUGAUGAUUACGGUGGUAGUGACGGUGAAAACGUAAGAGGGAGGUUAUUGUUACGAGACGCCAUGAUCCUCGACGGAGAACUGUUAUGCGGCGACGAAACAUUAAGAGAAAGACAGGAUUCUCAAACAAUAUUUGCUACUGCAGUAAUCCGUGGGAAGCCAUUUACGAGGUUAAUAGAGUAUAUCAAAACUAGAUAUGCGAAUGAACCACGGAUUGGUCAGAAGAGGUGGGAUACGGAUGAUGAUUCGAGGAGACACAAUAGAAUUGAAGUUGAAGCGAGGAAUAAUGGAGUUCUGUGGGCGGCGUCGUCGGUUAGAGGGUUUCUGUUAGUGAAAGUUAGUGGAGUGGAGAUGGAAGGGGUGAAGAGGUUUGUUAGAGGUUUGUUAAGUGAAGUGAACGAGGAGGGGGUGCCGAGAGAAGAUGGUUGCAUAACAGAGGAGUUUGGGACGGGGAUGUUUCGGUGUUUGGAGUAG
Orbilia oligospora ATCC 24927 is the source of this 1047-nucleotide messenger RNA. RefSeq lists its product as uncharacterized. The transcript is spliced from 2 exons. Gene Ontology annotation, molecular function: nickel cation binding. NCBI's taxonomy places the organism in Eukaryota, Fungi, Ascomycota, Orbiliomycetes, Orbiliales, Orbiliaceae. The record is from RefSeq and is a predicted model, not a curated record. Bases 1 to 1047 code for a protein of 348 amino acids.